AUGGGUGGGCUUUCUUUCUCCAUCCUGAUCCUUUUUCUGUGCGCAACAUCCCCACUCCACCUGCUGGCGACAGCGGAGCGCGACGUACUGGCGCCCCGCCAGGCGAUCACCGGGAACCAGACUCUCGUGUCCGCUGGGGGAACCUUCGUCCUGGGCUUCUUCUUUGGGAGAAGAAAUCGCUACCUAGGGAUAUGGUACAAUAAGAUCCCCAACAGAACUGCGGUGUGGGUCGCCAACAGGGACCAGCCUCUCAUCGACUCUGCUGCCUUCUUUACUGUGACAGCGGACAGGAAUCUCGCCUUAGUGGACUCAAACGGAAGCUUUGUCUGGUCCUCGAACUUGGCCAGCGUCCCCAGCGGCACCGUGGCCAUGCUUCUGGAGUCGGGGAAUCUGGUUCUCAGGCAAAGAAACGGGCAGGACGUCUGGCAGAGCUUCGAUCACCCCACCGACACUAUUCUGCCGGAGAUGAAGCUUCGCUACAACACGAAAACGGGCUUAGGCCAGAGGGCCGUUGCGUGGAGGGACGUCGACGACCCCUCUUCGGGAAACUUCUCCGCAGGGCCAAUCUCCAACCAAAUCUUCAUCUGGAGGGGAUCCGAGACCAACUGGAGGUUCCCCGUUUUGAGAGGAAGUACUAGGCUCGUUGCCUGGCAUGAAAGCUCUCCAAGUAGAGUUCAGUGCGUGGUCUGGGUCACGUGGGUCGCAGACGAAGUCUCUUGGAGCUUCAAAACCGUUGGGGGCACAGCCCCGGCGAGGUGUACUCUGGAGCCUUCCGGAGAACUAAAGAUGAUGGUGUGGGAGGAGGCAUGGAGUGAGUGGCGCCCGUUGUGGAUAAGACCAACCUGUUUCUGCGACGUCUAUAAUCUCUGCGGGCCGUCGGGAGUCUGCAAUUGCAACGCGGAACCGCCGACCUGCAUAUGCCUACAGGGGUUUGUUCCGAAGAACCAGACCGAGUGGGAGAAGAGAACCUUCUCCAAUGGCUGCGUCAGGAGGGUUCCGCUCCAGUGCAGCAAAAGUGACAAGUUCCUGGCAGUGAAAAGGGUCAAGCUGCCGGAUACGUUGAGGACGAUAGAGAAGAAAACGGAAUUCGAGUGCCGGGCAGACUGCAUCUCCAACUGCCAAUGCAUCGCUUACGCUUAUGCAAACACGAGCGUAGAGUCACACGGCUACAUGUGCCUGGUUUGGUACGGAGAUCUCAUAGAUCUUGAGAUCGACGAUAACAUUUACUGGGAGAACCUGAACAUACGGCUGGUGGCGUCAGAGCUCGGUAAGCUUGAUUUAAAUAUAUCCUUGACUUCACUAUCGGAGAAUCCACAUAAUAAUCCACCAUUAUUCCCUCAUCCUGCUCGCAGAUGAGAACCAAAAUCCAAUGAAGUUCCUGCCACCGGUACUAGCUGUCGGUGCACUAUUGGUAGGAGCUGGUUCCUAUUUCCUAGUGAAGAGACUCAGAUCACGAGGUAAUAAGUUUCCCUGAAUGUUAUUUUCUUGAGCCAAGAACGAGUAGCGGAACUGACAAACAAGUAUGUCUUGAAGCGCGGAAGAGGACGGCCAGGUGGACCACGGCGUUAGAGGACAUUGACUUCUCUGAUGCAUUUGGAAGAGACAAAAGCUUCUCAGAAGCACCCAUGGUGGAAUUCAGGAGUGUUCGCUGUGCUACCUGUGAUUUCUCAGUCGCCAACAAGCUCGGCGAAGGGGGAUUUGGUUCCGUUUACAAGGUUAUUACCAGUCACUCCUCAUAGUUCAACCUGUUCAUGAAGUAGUUCAUAGUUUAUAAAUCGCAACCGCGUAGGAUGAACUCUCGCUUUCUCUCGAGCUCUCUCCACCUUUCUUUCACUCUCCAUGUAUAUGUCAAUCCAUGUCUAUUUAUAUUGGUAUGCGUAUAUAUGAGUCUCUAUUCAGGGGAAGCUGGGAAAUGGGCAUGAGGUAGCUGUUAAGAGGCUCUCCAGGGGCUCCAAGCAAGGCCAUCACGAGUUCGCCAAUGAAGUCAGACUCAUCGCCAGGCUGCAACACAAGAAUCUCGUUCGUCUUCUGGGCUGGUGCACCGACCAAGACGAGAAGAUUCUGAUCUACGAAUACAUGCCCAAUAAGAGCCUCGACAAGCUCGUAUUCGGUGGGUUUGUCUUCACUGGACUUUUAUGAUUCCGAUUCUGCCGGGAAGGAUUCAAGCUUCGCUAUUUUCGUAAAUAAUUAAUGCUUUUUGGUUUUACUACUGGGAAACAGCAAGAUCGGUGGAACUCAGUUGGGAGAAGCGUUUGACGAUCAUCAUGGGGAUAGCGGAUGGGCUUCUCUAUCUGCAUCACCACUCUAGAAUGCGCGUCAUACACAGAGAUCUGAAGACGAGUAAUAUACUGCUCGACAACGAGAUGAACCCCAAGAUCUCAGACUUUGGGUUGGCAAGAAUAUUUGAAAUAAACCAGACCGAAGGAAAUACUAGGAAGAUCGUCGGAACGUUGUAGGUUCUAAUCAAGUUCCGAAUCUUCUAUCAGUUUCAUCCUCCUAUCGUGACUAAUCUCGCUGAAUUUCGGGCUGUGGGUGCAGUGGAUACAUGUCGCCGGAGUACGCCAUAGACGGCGUCUUCUCUGAGAAAUCUGACGUCUUCAGCUUCGGCGUGAUCGUCUUGGAAGUCAUCAGUGGGAAAAGAUGCACGGGGUAUUAUCCUUGCAGGGAGUCACUGAAUCUUCUGGGAUAUGUGAGUUCCGGCCACCUGCUUUGCUUCCUGAUGAGAUUCAGUCAUAAGAAUCGUUUCGGAAUAAUGUAGUUCGACGGAUUUUUAUUAAACGGUUUCCCCUUCCUUCAACUUCAAUGUGCUCUCGACUGAAUGGUGCAGGCGUGGCAGCUAUGGAAAGAAGGCAGAGCCAUGGAACUCCUGGACCGUGCAAUUAAGAGAUCAUUCCAGGCCGACGAAGUGCUGAAGUGCAUUCAAGUGGGAUUACUGUGCAUCGAGGAAAAUCCGGCGGACAGACCCACUAUGAAUUUUGUCGUUUCUAUUCUGACAAGUGAAAGCUGUGCGUUGCCAUUGCCGAAGCAGCCUGGUUUUUCGUUUGGAAGAAAUCUCAGGGUCCGUGCUGACAGAUCGCCGAGAUCAUCCAUUUAUGGGUUGAGCGAGAGUACGUUGGAAGGGCGUUGA
Messenger RNA from Spirodela intermedia, 3127 nucleotides. Lineage: Eukaryota; Viridiplantae; Streptophyta; Magnoliopsida; Alismatales; Araceae. The record is from the annotation of a GenBank genome assembly.